Molecule: messenger RNA, 986 nt
Organism: Marmota flaviventris (yellow-bellied marmot)
Lineage: Eukaryota; Metazoa; Chordata; Mammalia; Rodentia; Sciuridae
Source: RefSeq, a predicted model, not a curated record
CCAGUGUGGGCAUCAUGUCUGUGCGCUUUUCUUCCUCAUCCAGACGGCUGGGCUCCUGUGGGGGUGCAGGCUCCGUGAGGCUCUCUGGUGGGGAAGCCAGCUUUGGGGCCGGAAAUGCAUGCGGUGUGCCAGGCAUUGGAAGUGGCUUCUCUUGUGCCUUUGGGGGCAGCUCAGCGGCAGGAGGCUAUGGUGGAGUGCUGGGCGGGGGGAGUGCUUCUUGUGCUACCUUCACCAGGAACGAAAACGGCCUCCUCUCUGGCAAUGAGAAGGUGACCAUGCAGAACCUCAAUGACCGCCUGGCCUCCUACCUGGAGAAUGUUCGAGCACUAGAGGAGGCCAACGCUGACCUGGAACAGAAGAUCAAGGGGUGGUAUGAGAAAUUUGGACCUGGUUCUUGCCGAGGUCUUGAUCAUGAUUACAGCAGAUACUUUCCAAUAAUCGAUGACCUUAGGAACCAGAUAAUUGCUGCAACUACAAGUAAUGCCAAUGUUAUCCUGCAAAAUGAUAACGCGAGACUAACUGCUGAUGACUUCAGACUGAAGUUUGAGAACGAACUGGCCCUUCACCAGAGCGUGGAGGCAGACAUCAAUGGCUUGCGCCGAGUGCUGGAUGAGCUGACCUUGUGCAGAACUGACCUUGAGGUCCAGCUGGAAACUCUCACCGAGGAGCUGGCAUACCUCAAGAAGAAUCACGAGGAGGAAAUGCAGGCUCUGCAGUGCGCCGCGGGAGGCAACGUGAACGUGGAGAUGAACGCCGCCCCCGGGGUGGACCUCACGGUGCUGCUGGGCAACAUGCGAGCCGAGUACGAGGCCCUGGCUGAGCAGAACCGCCAGGAUGCGGAGGCCUGGUUCCAGGAGAAGAGCGCUUCGCUGCAGCAGCAGAUUUCCGACGACGCUGGCGCUACCACCUCCGCUAGGAAUGAACUCACGGAAUUGAAACGUACUCUUCAAACCCUGGAGAUUGAACUGCAGUCCCUCUUAGCGAUG